AUGCCAGCGACUCCUAUGCCUUGGGACCCUCCCGAGCAUGAUCCCACCACGAUAGAUAACGAUGGGACAUUUGUGACUAGAUAUGACGCGCGGAAGACUCUGGCAUACGUGACAGAAGACACCAACAAUGUUAACAAUGUCUUUAUGCUCUACUGGAUCACCACCAAAUGCGGCAAGAAAUACCACCUGACAAGCAACGCAGGCUUGCGAGGAUCCCAACUUCUUGGAACAUUCAUUUCUCUCAACGACCUCCAGGAUCUUACUUCCCGAGGAGCCUCCAUUCUUCAUCCUGGCUCUGGAAACCCCAAGCGCCUGGAGCUAAAGAGCGCCACACAGAACAUCACUAGUCCCGAGGACGGUGAUCAAUGGACCAAUACCCAUCUCGAUCUCGAUUUUGUUGGAAUUAAAUUGGACGUCACUCUGCGGCCUACCGGCGGUAAUUUCUACUACGGCGGCGGCGGCGGAAUACAGCUUGUCAACCGGGGACCAGACCCUGAUGGCUCUACCUCACUGCCCGGAUGGUCUUGGUAUUGGGCCAACCCUACAACCCGGCUGACAGGCAAGCUUGUUAUUGACGAAAAUGAAAUGGAGAUUGAUACUAAACAGUCAUAUGCCUUAUUCGAAAGGCAAUGGGGUAACUUCCAUAUUGGCAAAGGCUAUUAUGCCCUUUGGUUUUAUCUCGAAACUGGAGAAGUUCUUAUCUCGUGGUGUAUGGAGCCUACUCCUGAUGGCGUGUCCAAGAUCGCUUUUGCCUCUGUCUGGCAUCCAAAUGGCCGGCAUGAAAUGCUGCCAGUUGGCCCCAAGAGCCGGGCUUCCGAUAUAAGCGUCAGCCACCGAACAGGCUUGAAGUACUUCAACAGUUUCUUCUUGGAUCUGCCUUGUCGAAACGCCCACUUUACGUUUGAAAAGUGGGUUCGUGAUGGUGAGUUAAUUCCGGCCUUGGAAGAGCAGCGCGACAAGUACAUUACAAUCUCAGAGUCGUAUGGUGAAGGAACUGGGAUGUGGGAUGAGAAACAAGUUUUGAUCCAGGGUCACGUAGAGCAGCUGUCUAUGAUGAGAUAG
Messenger RNA from Fusarium tjaetaba, 1062 nucleotides. Its product is annotated as hydroxyneurosporene synthase. The record is from RefSeq and is a predicted model, not a curated record. NCBI's taxonomy places the organism in Eukaryota, Fungi, Ascomycota, Sordariomycetes, Hypocreales, Nectriaceae. Bases 1 to 1062 code for a protein of 353 amino acids. The transcript has 4 exons.